CACCCACAUGGCCUCCCCUCUUCUUGGUCACCUUCAGGAGUUCAUCUGGCAGACUCCUCGUGAGCAGAGGAAGGUGUGACUGUGGUGCCUCCGACCCCCCAGAUGUCCUCGGGAAUGAAGGCCAUGGGGGUUCUCGUGGUCUUUGCCUCCUGCCUGAUGGCCCCUGCCCACAGCAGCUUCUGGCAGUUUCAGAGGAUGGUCAAGUACAUCACAGGGCGGAGUGCCUUCUUCUCAUAUUACGGAUAUGGCUGCUACUGUGGCCUUGGGGGCAAAGGGAACCCCGUGGAUGACACUGACAGAUGCUGCCUGGCACAUGACUGCUGCUAUGAGAAGCUGAAGCAAUUCGGCUGCCAGCCUGUGCUGAACAGCUACCAGUUCCACAUCGCCCAUGGGUCCGUGGCCUGUGAGUAGCCCUCUCUGUAGGGAAAUGGCUUUGAACCUGGGCCUUUCCUUAAUGUCUGCCUCCCGGCAGAAGAGUGCUUUGAGACGGAAAGUGACCAUUCUAGGAGUCAAAGCUUCUCGGGAGUCUUUGCUUGGUCUCCAGUCUCUCCCGUCCAGCACCCUCUGGGAGCAUGGAGCAUGGUGCCUGGGGUAUAGUACCUGCUCAAUAAAUAGUGGCUGACUUGAGACGACGUGGAAUCUUGCAGCUUCGCCUGGCAACCGUUGCUGUUGAGAACAUUCCUCCUUAUGUCUGUCAUGUGUUAACAAAGCAGCUCGGCUGUCUUUCAGUUGAACAAAUAUUUGUUAAGGGCGACUCCACGCCAAGCGCUAGUAGGUGCCAUGGGGGACACAAAAGUAAAUAGGAGGGGGACGGGGAAGAGAACUCACAUGUCGUUGAGGCCAUUCAGGGAGGAGAGCAAAGGACAAGGGUGGGCAAGUACCGAGUGUCCCACACGUGGGGCGUGGCCCCUAAUAUCCCGGGGCAUGUUCUGGGGUUACCGGGGUGUGGGGUUUGUGUAGGGCAAGUUUGAAGAGCAAGCCCAUUUGAAGUCACUGGGCUGUAGCCUUCUCGCGAAUGCCGUUCAUUCCGGUGGAACCAGUGGUUUGAGUGCCCCUUAGGGCGACUGGCCUCCUACCCCGCCUUGUGGAGUUGCAUGAACCGCUUUCCUCCCCGUGUGUAUUCGUGCUCAGCUGUGAAUGUGUUGGAGUCCACCUGUCUCCUCCCGAGGUCGGGGAACCACCACCUCCCUUCCCUUCCCUCCCUCCCCCCUUAGGGAGGGUGCUCAGUGCCUAGACCCCAGGGCUCCCCAGUACCCCCCCACCCAGGGCCCCAGCUCAGGACACACCCAGAUUGACCAAGCAAUACAGCUGCACGGUCUCCCUGGUCCAGUGGUGAGACCUGAGCCAUGGGGAGCUGCUGGUGGCUCAGAUCCCUGCCAUCUGAGUCCAGAUACAGCCUGGUCUGUUUCUCAGCCUUCACAGCCUCUGGCCCCAGACACACUGUUGAUGGGGAGAACCCUCUUUCCAGCAUGAGCUCAAGGAGACUUCUGUGUUGGAGCUCUCUGGCCAUGACUGUGCUCACACCUAAAGCAGUGUCUCUUCUGGGA
Acinonyx jubatus (cheetah) is the source of this 1547-nucleotide messenger RNA. RefSeq names its product phospholipase A2 group IIC (gene PLA2G2C). Lineage: Eukaryota; Metazoa; Chordata; Mammalia; Carnivora; Felidae. Bases 103 to 411 code for a protein of 102 amino acids. Gene Ontology annotation, molecular function: phospholipid binding; signaling receptor binding; calcium ion binding. The record is from RefSeq and is a predicted model, not a curated record. Gene Ontology annotation, biological process: arachidonate secretion; phospholipid metabolic process; positive regulation of fibroblast proliferation. The transcript has 3 exons.